AUGGAGUGGACUGACGAAGAAUGCUUACAAUUUAUUAACUUAUAUAAAUUAAGACCAAUCCUUUGGGAUCCUACUGAUCCUCAAUAUAAAAUGGUGAAAAAAAAAAUAGAUUUUUGGACGGAAAUAAGCAAGGAACUAAACCUAAAUGUAAAUGAAGUGAGAAAAAAAAUGGACAGCCUUUUAGCUUCAUACCGAAGAGAGAGACAACGUGAAGCCAGUAGUGGACGUUCAGGAGUUGGAACAGACGAGAUUUAUCGUUCAAAAUGGUUUGCAUUUGAAGAAAUGAAGUUUUUAAAUGAUAAAUUUAAACCACGGAUUACCAAAGAUACAGUUGAUUUAAAAAGAAAAAAAAAUCAGGAAGACCCUAGGAUAACCGAAACAUAUAAAUUAAUAAAAGAAAUUUCCAAUAAAAGGCAAACACCUAAAGUGAAGAAUGAUAGUAUUGUUUUUGGUGAGUAUGUUGCCAGUAAACUGGAGUUAUUUGAUCAACGUACAAAAACAAUGCUUCAACAUCAAAUAAGUAAUCUUAUUUGCACUACUGAAAUAAACUAUAUUCAUAAUAAUCCUGGUAACCAAAAUUUUCAAUUUAAUAUUAAUAAUCAACCUUCAGCCAGUUCAGCCAAUUCAAUGUCAUUUUCAUCUCCACUGUCAUCACCAACUGCAUCAUCUAUUCACUCAAUGUCUUCCACUCCACCACAGUCACCAUAUUACCCUUCUAUAGUGCAACAGCCUUCUUAUCAUAUGUCUAACUUCCAACGUACAUACGAGUAUCAAUAUCAGCAAACACCGCCUAUUAACUACGACACAUCAGCUAAUGUCAAUACAUCAGAAACUAUCCCAAUUGAUGACCUAACUACUAUGUCAAAUUUAUAA
Messenger RNA from Aphis gossypii (cotton aphid), 873 nucleotides. RefSeq lists its product as uncharacterized. Gene Ontology annotation, cellular component: nucleus; transcription regulator complex. The transcript has 2 exons. The record is from RefSeq and is a predicted model, not a curated record. Gene Ontology annotation, biological process: regulation of transcription by RNA polymerase II. Bases 1 to 873 code for a protein of 290 amino acids. NCBI's taxonomy places the organism in Eukaryota, Metazoa, Arthropoda, Insecta, Hemiptera, Aphididae.